Messenger RNA from Rhipicephalus microplus (southern cattle tick), 826 nucleotides. RefSeq lists its product as uncharacterized. The record is from RefSeq and is a predicted model, not a curated record. NCBI's taxonomy places the organism in Eukaryota, Metazoa, Arthropoda, Arachnida, Ixodida, Ixodidae.
CCGUUCGCCGCGAAACAUGAAAUCAUCAAUCGGGUUGAGCGCGGGGAAAAGAAGUCCGACGUCGCCGCCGCGUACAAAAUUCCAAAGAACACCUCGAGUACUAUUUUGAAGAACAAGGCAGAGAUUAGGGCCAAGUCGGAAAAAAGGCCAGGUACCCGUGGUGCCCGACGUGUGCGCGCUGCUGUGUACGAAGAUGUUGAAGCGGCCGUUUACAAGUGGUUUGUGGACGUUCGUUCGCGAAACAUCCCGGUGUCCGGUCCUAUGAUCGAGCAGAAAGCCAAGGACCUUGCUUUUCUGCUUGGCAGGAAUGAUUUCCAAGGCUGUUCAGGCUGGCUUCGGCGGUUCAAAAAACGGCAUGACAUCGUUGGCAAAGCUGUUACAGGUGAAAGCAGAGCGGCGGACCUGGACAGCGUAGAAAAAUGGCUCGAGGAAAACUGGCGAGAUAUCGCAACAAGAUAUAGAGCCCAAGAUAUCAUCAAUGCAGAUGAAACUGCUCUAUUUUGGCAAAUGUCGCCAAACAAGACACUUGCGUGUCGUGGCAACAAACAAGACUUGUGGCGGUCACACUGUUCCCAGGACGCUGCGCCGGCCAGUCUGCGCUGCGCUUUACGUCUCGCCGAGCGCACAGCUGUGCGCGCUGCAGUGCAGUGGCGUCAGCGGAGCAACAAGAGCUGUCCCGCUGCGACGACGGGCUCUGGCCGCGUGCGCGACCGUGGCGGGUCACGCCCGAACGAGCGCGCAGCUCGAAGCAUGUCAGGGACCCGUCGGCAGCAGCGACACCUGCACACGUUGCUAGAGGGCAUCGGGCUGUUGGGCGCGCGCCAAC